AUGAAUGCUAAGAAUCAGGUCCUUAACUUUAAGGAUCUUGAAAGUAGGAUGGCUUCGCUUUCUAGGCCUACGGGUGCUUUGCCUAGUAAUACUCAGCAGAACCCGAGGCUACAGUUCAGUCAGGGGCAGCCACAGGGGAUGCCCAACUAUGCCAAGUUUAUCAAAGAACUUGUGACGGAUAAGGGAAAGAUAGAUGAGGUGAAGGCUACAUUUCUCAAUGCCGAGUGUUCUGCCAUUGUUCAGAACCACAUUCCACCUAAGCUGGAAGAUCCAGGGAGUUUCCUCAUCACUUGUUCUAUCAGUACUUUGACUUGUAAGGCACUUGCCGAUUUAGGUGCUAACAUUAAUUUGAUGCCUUACUCGGUUUGGAGUAAACUGGCUUUUGGAGCAUUGAGACCUACCCGUAUAAGCAUUAGGUUGGCUGACCACUCUUUUCAGUAUCCCAUUGGGAUUGCUGAGAAUAUGACUGUCCAGGUAGGCCACAUCGUGUUUUUGGUAGAUUUUGUGAUUUUAGAAAUGGAAGAAGACACUAAGGUACCAUUGAUUUUAGGUAGACCAUUCCUUAAUACCGCGGAUGCCGUUAUCUGGGUGAAAGAUAGGGAAAUUUCUUUGGGUGUGGGUACUGAUAGGAUAGUGUUUAAUGUUGAAAGAUCUAUUAAGCAUUGUUACUCUACUGAUGAGACUUGUUUCAGGAUUGACGUUAUUGAUGAUGCUUUAGAUCAAGAAUUUCAGGAAUUCAAGGAAACAUAA
Messenger RNA from Erigeron canadensis, 750 nucleotides. RefSeq lists its product as uncharacterized. The coding region runs from base 1 to 750 and encodes 249 amino acids. The transcript is spliced from 2 exons. NCBI's taxonomy places the organism in Eukaryota, Viridiplantae, Streptophyta, Magnoliopsida, Asterales, Asteraceae. The record is from RefSeq and is a predicted model, not a curated record.